Molecule: messenger RNA, 1743 nt
Organism: Danio aesculapii
Lineage: Eukaryota; Metazoa; Chordata; Actinopteri; Cypriniformes; Danionidae
Gene: adhfe1
Product: alcohol dehydrogenase iron containing 1
Exons: 14
Coding region: 28-1443 (471 amino acids)
Cellular component (GO): mitochondrion
Molecular function (GO): metal ion binding; alcohol dehydrogenase (NAD+) activity
Source: RefSeq, a predicted model, not a curated record
CGCGCACUGGGGGCACGAGCAGACGUCAUGGCAGGAGGUGAAAGAGUCGCGCGUCUGAUGCGUCAGCUCGCCAGCGCGGCGUGCAGAUGCCCUGCUCAUUCUCAAGCAUAUUCUCACUCCUAUAACCGAGUUUCUGCAGGUGAGGGUCAUAUUUGUGAAAGGAAAACAGAUUAUGCAUUUGAAAUGGCUUGUUCAAAUAUACGAUAUGGAGCAGGAGUUACCAGAGAAAUUGGCAUGGAUUUGCAGAACAUGGGAGCACGCAAUGUGUGUCUGAUGACAGACAGGACCUUAUCUCAGCUGCCGCCGGUCGCAGCAGUUCUGGACUCACUGAUAAAACAUGGAGUCAAACACAAGAUCUAUGAGGACGUACGAGUAGAACCAACAGACAAAAGCUUUAAAGCAGCGAUUGAUUUUGCCAAAAAAGGACGUUUUGAUGUGUAUGUUGCUGUGGGCGGCGGCUCUGUGAUUGACACCUGUAAAGCAGCCAAUCUUUAUGCAUCUCAUCCGGAGGCAGAGUUUCUAGACUUCGUCAAUGCACCAAUCGGAAAAGGAAAACCCAUCACCGCCACACUGAAGCCACUAAUCGCUGUUCCCACUACGGCUGGGACGGGGAGCGAAACCACAGGAGUGGCAAUCUUUGACUUUGAGGACAUGAAGACCAAAACCGGCAUCGCAAAUCGAGCCUUAAAGCCUACAUUAGGAAUGGUGGAUCCUCUACAUACUCUUCACAUGCCAUCCAGAGUGGCAGCUAACAGCGGGUUUGAUGUGCUCUGUCAUGCAUUAGAGUCAUUCACAGCAUUGCCAUAUAACUUGCGGAGCCCCUGUCCAUCCAACCCCAUCAGCCGGCCCGCUUACCAGGGCAGCAAUCCAAUCAGUGAUGUUUGGGCAAAACACGCUCUCCACAUCGUCGCUAAAUACUUGAAACGGGCUGUGCGUGACGCUGGAGAUGUGGAGGCUCGCUCCAGCAUGCACCUGGCCAGUGUGUUUGCAGGAAUUGGCUUUGGCAACGCUGGAGUCCAUUUAUGUCAUGGAAUGUCGUAUCCCAUUGCUGGGAAUGUCAAAACCCACAGGGCCAAAGGCUACAGUGUGGAGCAUCCUAUAGUGCCUCAUGGACUUUCUGUUGUUCUAACUUCACCUGCCGUUUUUGAAUUCACUGCAAACAUGUGUCCAGAGCGCCACCUGGAGGCAGCUCAAAUACUAGGUGCUGAUGUGAAUAAUGUGAAGAAAGAUGAUGCUGGUCAUGUGUUGGCAGACACACUCAGAGCGUUUCUCUAUGAUCUGGAAGUGGAGGACGGUUUGUCUGCCAUUGGCUACACCAAAGAGGACAUCCCAUCUCUGGUGAAGGGCACAAUCCCUCAGGAGCGGGUCACUAAACUGUCUCCUCGGGCUCACACUGAAGAGGAUCUGACGGGUCUAUUUGCUGCCUCCAUGAAGCUCUACUGAGCAAACUGAAGGACACUUUAACACAUUGACGAGGUUCUUAGAAGCUCAGCCUCUAAUUAGCUGCACUGUUUUCAUUAUGUAAGCAGAGACACCGAUCUGAACACUAACCCCAAUGAACUUUAAUCCUUUCACAGUGGUGAGCGCACUUUUUAAUAAGUCUAGAAAGCACACUCUCACACACAGAUACUGUAUUCCAUCUAUAAAACAUGCCCAUUUGUUGUAUGCAUAUUUAAACAUAACUGUAAUGUUUAUAAUGGGAUUUUUACAAACCCUACACACACACACACACACACACACACA